Messenger RNA from Aethina tumida (small hive beetle), 1013 nucleotides. Its product is annotated as succinate dehydrogenase [ubiquinone] iron-sulfur subunit-like. Lineage: Eukaryota; Metazoa; Arthropoda; Insecta; Coleoptera; Nitidulidae. Bases 47 to 961 code for a protein of 304 amino acids. Gene Ontology annotation, biological process: tricarboxylic acid cycle; respiratory electron transport chain; aerobic respiration. The transcript has a single exon. Gene Ontology annotation, cellular component: mitochondrial membrane. Gene Ontology annotation, molecular function: electron transfer activity; 2 iron, 2 sulfur cluster binding. The record is from RefSeq and is a predicted model, not a curated record.
AAUCAUAAUCUGACAAUUUACUUUCAAUAUACCGCACAUUUUAACAAUGAAUUUUUUACCACGUUUAAAUAACAUCCUGCGCACCAACUUAAGAAACUAUUGUUCUACCAAAGGUGAAGAAUGCAAAGAAAAGACCGCCCCCAAAGUGACUAAAUCUGUGCCACCAAGACCCAAGAUAUUUCAAAUUUACAGAUACAUCCCCGGAGACAAAUGCUCACCCAAACCGUUCAAAAAGUCCUACACUCUAGACCUAAACAAAACAGGUCUUAAGGUGUUAGACGCCCUGAUAAAAAUAAAAAAGGAGAUCGACCCCACGUUGGCGUUUAGGGUGUCGUGCAGAGAAGGUAUUUGUGGCUCCUGCGGCAUGAACAUCGACGGCAAAAACCAACUGGCCUGUUUGUCAACGAUAAAGCCGAAGGGUGUCACCAAAAUUUACCCCCUACCUCACAUGUACGUGAUCAGAGAUUUGGUCGUUGACUUUAGACACUUCACCAAGCAACACAAAAGAAUCAUGCCCUAUCUGAUCCUCAAAGAUCAAGUACCGGAAGAGAACCAGCUGCUACAAAGCAUGCAGGACAGAGACAAAAUAGAUGGCACCGUGGAAUGCAUCCUGUGCGCCUGCUGCUCCACCUCCUGCCCCGAGUACUGGUGGCACGGGCACACCAAAGACAAAAACGACUUUCUGGGGCCGGCAGCUCUUUUGAACGCCUACAGGUGGAUCAUUGAUUCCAGGGAUCAGGCGCAGCAAGAACGCCUCGACAUCAUGACGAAUUACUUUAAUGUUUACAGAUGCCACACGAUUAACAAUUGCACCAGCUGUUGCCCUAAACAGUUGAAUCCUGCCAAGGCGAUAGCCAAUCUUCGGUUGAUGCUGGGCAAGUUGAAGUCCAAGCCCAAGCCUGAAAUGGAAGGGUCGAUUCCUGCUGAACCUAACAAGAUGUGCGAGGAACGAUGCAAAUAAUAGUCAUAUAUUUAUAUUAUUAUAAAUUUAAUAAAUAAGAAGUUGUGAAAGA